Puntigrus tetrazona (Sumatra barb) is the source of this 4558-nucleotide messenger RNA. Its product is annotated as transcription factor COE3-like. Bases 2793 to 4469 code for a protein of 558 amino acids. The record is from RefSeq and is a predicted model, not a curated record. The transcript has 14 exons. Gene Ontology annotation, biological process: regulation of transcription by RNA polymerase II. Gene Ontology annotation, molecular function: RNA polymerase II cis-regulatory region sequence-specific DNA binding; DNA-binding transcription factor activity, RNA polymerase II-specific. NCBI's taxonomy places the organism in Eukaryota, Metazoa, Chordata, Actinopteri, Cypriniformes, Cyprinidae.
GUUUUUAUUAUCGUCAGCAAAUAAAAAUGCGAUAUGUCUGAUCACAGCUGCUGUUAUUAUUAUUAGUAUUAGUACUAUGCAAUAUAAACCAUAUAAGCCUUUUUUUCCCUACAGAAGGGAGAUAUUUUAGCUUUUGCAUAACAAAAAAUGACACAUGGUAACGCAAUUAAAGCGUUUAUCACGACAAACACGCCUGAUUUAUUUUUUUUUAUUUUUUAUUUUUUUGUCGUGAAUUUGUCCCGCACUUUUAUUUUCAAACGCCGAGGAGCGAAAGUGAAAGUUGGUGAAUUAAAGGGCGCAUUUUGCACGCUUUGGCUCCGGGCUCCAGAUGAGCCUCAGAAAUGAGCCGAGAUGGAUUCAGGCGAGCAGCUGAUUCUCCAGUCUCCGGCCAGAUGGCUUCUGAACACAGAUUUGCAUUCAUUUUCGCCUAAUAUCUUCCAAAAUAGAGGGGCAGCUGCAUUUGUUGUCAAAUAAGGUUUAAAACUCCUUUUUAGGACGGGAUCGUUACCUACGCGAUGGGAUUGUUGAACUUCUCUAGUCAACAGUAUCAGAUUUAAAGGGAUUUAGACUAAAACCCUAAUUUGGUAAUCAGAUUGAAAUCGCUUUGGUGUGUAAUCUGUAUUAGAGAUACUGUAGAUUAGGCCCUGGGUUAGCAAAACCGAAAUAUUUAUCAUAGUAAAUUAGAAUAGGUUUGGGUGAAAUGAUGAUAAUAAUAAUAAUAAUAAUAAUAAUAAAGAGUACCACUUUAAAAACAAAGAAGCCACACGCCAAAUAAGGUCUCCGGAAACUUUAGGGUUGUUUAUUAGCGCGCGCGUAAUUUUAUUCGAAUUUUUGAUAACAGUAAUUAUAAGCACAUUUCGCGUGAAACAUAAAACAACCGGUUCGUGAUUAAGACAAAUAAUAAUCAUCGUUUGCUGCCUAGAGUGCCGUUUAACAUUAAAGUUCACAGAGGCAUUCGCUGUACGCAUGGAUCAAAGUCACCGCGAAUUAAAGACAAAAAGCAUAUCAAUCUUAAAUUGUCGUAAAAUAUAAUUUUAUUACUUACGUAUUUAAUUAGACGACGAUGCAAUGUGAUGGAUUUUGAGUCGAGGCAAGAGCAACAGCUUUGAUAAUUCACUUAUCUUUGGCAAUAGUCAUUAACCCCCAACACUAGCAGAAUAGAUUGCAGUGUAAAACACAUCUCUCUUCUCCUCUCUCCGUCCAUCCAUCCAUCCCUCCCUCCAGCGCACAGGGUCCCCAGAUAACCAACAUCGGACUUCCAUUUUUGCCCAUUAAUUCAAAUAUUAACAUACAUGCAGAGUCUGCCAAUAUGGGAGACGAGAGCACCUUGCGCAAAGAAAGGGAAAAAAAUGACCCUUAUUGUCCUGAUAAAUUAUUAUAUUUUUAUUACAAAAGACAUCCUACUUCUUGCGCAUAGAAGGAGAGGGUGGACGCAAUGUUUCCCCCGAGUCCUUUCACACUUUCAGAUGUAAUUCUGCAAUAAUUUACAAAAUUAAGCGUGUACGCGCUAGGACUAGGAGUUUGACAUCGCCUCUGCCGGCUCCGCGCGCGCAAACCGGGUCUUGGAUUCAAGCGGUAAACGUUGCCAUAAUUUAAGACGCGCAUUACGCCAUUAUGCAGAUGCCCAGGGUGUUUAUUAUAAGGAGUAUGUAGUCUUAAAAUGCCAGCGCACCUUUCUGAUUUGAGAGCAAUCGAAGUGAAUCGAUUCGGAGGCUCGCGUCCGGGACGUUUGCCACCGCCGUCGUAGCGGUGAGGGCUCACUAAGACUUUUUUUUUUUUCUUAAAUGCGUUUAUUUUUAUUCUGGAAACCAAUAGCCGCGGACGGGUGGCCAGUCGGCGCUCUUUUGCACUCUAUAAACUUGCGCGGCAGUUUUUCAGGAAAUCUAGUUCCCGCUCGCCGCGCUUCAUUCGCGGGCGUUCGUUAUCGUUCAUUUUUGUUCCUCUCUGAUGAUUACUUGACGCGAUGCGCGCUGGAAAGGCAGCAGCGGCGGCGGCGGCAGCGGCAGCAGCGACUCUAGUCGCGUACGUACUCACGGUCCAAGCUUAAAGCCCAGCGACAGGAAGCGUCGAUCCUUUCCAUGUAUGGGCAAAGCCACGCCCACGCGCGCGUCAUCCUCUGACAGCGUGGAUCCCGUGGGUCUGGAGUUUUUGGCUCCCGGGAAAGGUUCCAGUCCUGGGGGAUAGAGGGUUGAGUUUUGUAUGCUUCCAUCCAUUCUGCAAAGACGCGCUAAAGGCCCCUCAUCAUCCUCUCCCGUGUCCGGGAACACCUCCACGGUGAUCAUUUACGCGUUUAUUUGUCUUUUGGAGCCAGAAGUGGUGGAUUCAGCAGUGUCCCGAAGCCUUUUUUGAUGCUGUUGUUAUAGGAUGCCACCGAGCUAAGAGCAUCAUCACCAUCAUCAUCAUCAUCAUCAUCAACAACAACAACAACAGAAAGUUGCAAGAAAUGUUUAACUGAAUUAAAACGAGUCUAAUAUCCCCGCUAUUUGCGCGAGCCGUUUCGCUUCUUCCACGGGAGGAUCUCCAUCUAUCCAAACAAGCUGCUCGGAGAGGCUUGAGAAUCUUUACGCACUGAAUCGUUCAUGUGGUGCCAACGCAGGACGGACUGAAGAAGGAGCCGGGACUGCUUUUCCUUUUCUUCUUCUUCUUCUUCUUUUCCUUCUUCUUCUCUUUUCGACAAAUCCCAAACAAACUCUCACGGCUAUCCGAAGGGGCUCUUGGAGAAACGACGCGCCCUCGCUCACACUCUCAUUUCAUCUCUUUGGCUGGAAGUGGGUUGCACGCGAACUGUUUUAAUGUUUGGGAUUCAGGAAAAUAUACCAAGAGGGGGGACCACUAUGAAAGAGGAACCGCUGGGCAGUGGCAUGAAUCCGGUCCGAUCGUGGAUGCACACGGCUGGGGUGGUGGAUGCGAACACGGCCGCCCAGAGUGGAGUCGGUCUGGCACGGGCGCACUAUGAGAAACAACCGCCAUCCAACCUCAGAAAAUCCAAUUUUUUCCACUUCGUCCUGGCGCUUUACGACAGACAGGGACAGCCAGUGGAGAUCGAAAGGACAGCUUUUGUGGACUUUGUGGAAAAGGAGAAAGAACCUAACAGUGAAAAAACUAACAAUGGGAUACAUUACAAACUACAACUAUUGUACAGCAACGGCGUCAGGACAGAACAGGAUCUUUAUGUUCGGUUAAUCGAUUCCAUGACAAAACAGGCAAUUGUGUUCGAAGGUCAAGAUAAAAACCCUGAAAUGUGUCGUGUUCUUCUCACUCAUGAGAUAAUGUGCAGCCGUUGUUGUGAUAAGAAAAGUUGUGGAAACAGGAAUGAAACACCAUCAGACCCCAUCAUUAUUGAUCGGUUCUUCCUGAAAUUUUUUCUUAAAUGUAAUCAAAAUUGCCUGAAAAAUGCAGGGAACCCACGAGACACUCGUCGUUUCCAGGUGCUGGUCUCUACCACAGUCUUUGUAAAGGGCCACAUUCUAGCCAUUUCGGAUAAUAUAUUUGUGCAUAACAAUUCAAAGCAUGGCAGAAGACCAAGAAGAUUCGAGAUGAUUGAUGCUGAGAUCCCCUGCAUCAAAGCCAUCAGUCCGAGUGAAGGUUGGACAUCAGGUGGAGCCUCAGUGAUUGUUAUUGGAGAUCGGUUCUUUGAUGGUCUACAAGUGGUUUUUGGGACAGUGGUGGUCUGGAGUGAGGUGAUUACACCGAAUGCGAUUCGUGUGCAGACUCCACCUCGCCACAUUCCUGGGGUUGUAGAAGUUACACUGUUUUACAAAUCCAAGCAGUUCUGUAGGGGACCUCCAGGACGCUUUAUUUACACUGCUUUAAAUGAGCCAACCAUUGACUAUGGGUUCCAGCGGCUGCAGAAAGUGCUUCCUCAUCAUCCAGGUGAUGUGGAAAGACUACCAAAAGAAGUCUUACUGAAGAGGGCAGCUGAUCUCUUAGAGAUGUUUUAUGGAAUGCCUCACAACAACCAGGAAAUGUUUCUGAAGCGUGCGUCUGAUAUAGCAGAGGUACUCCACGCCAUCCCGCGAAACCCAUCCCACACAAAUUCACCCGGAAUGAUGGGUGUUAACUCCUUUGACGCACAGUUACCCGUAACCACAGAAAUUUCACCAGAUGUAGAACGAGUGUCUCUUUCAGUGGGUUUCAGUCGGAGUUCAAACAGUGGCUUUAUUGCAGGCAGCGCAUCACAGCAGUCUGAAUUCAACAAUACCAAUACAUGCAUGAACACACACACACAUUCACACUCUCACUCUAACAUCCCAAGACACACACAGUCAAACACACACUCGUCAAUAGCUGGGAACACACAAACACACGCACGCACUUCUGUGUCAAACUUCUCUGUGGCCACACAGCCAUUCGUAGACGGUCCCACAGCGGACACUCAACAAUACAUCGGUAAGAACAAAGCAUUCUUGGAGAAAUAUUUUUUGUUUUUUUUCCAAAAAGUCACGAUUAAAAGUUUUUUUUACAGUUGAAUUAUGAAUUUAGCUAAAUUCUAAUUAAUUUUGAUAGCAUUUCCUCACAUUCAAAUACUGAAUGCUGCACAACCCAGAAUUUAAUUAGC